GCGUUUUCACGCUUCGUUAAAACGUUAAAACGGUUCGAUGAAAAAAUUUAACGCUUUCAAGAAAGCGUUUUUACGCUUUGGUGAAAGCGUUUGCACGGAUACGAAUAACCGUUUAAACGCACAGAAAAAUGAACCGUUUUUUUGGAUGGGCCUAUUCAUCCGUAUAAACGGUUUGACGAAUUUAUAUACCCAAUUUCACGGACGAAACCAGACGAUUUGGGGAAUCCUUUGAUCGCAGACCAUGAUACUGGUGUUUAAAUCAAACAACGGUAAAAUAUGUCAACUGUCUGUCGCAUGGGCAUGUUUGAUAUACCGGGAGGGGGGAAAUGAUUAACAGAUUCACCAAUUCACAAAAUGAGAAGUCUCGCCAUCAUAACUGGCAUAUUUUUUGUUUUAUGUUUCGUAACAAGUCAUUGCGCAAAUUCAACAGUGAGGUUACAAGGUCCAUCAAGUGCAAAUGGUACCGGUCGUGUAGAAGUAUUCUAUCGUGGAGAAUGGGGAACAAUCUGUGAUGAUGGAUGGGAUUUGAGGGAUGCUAGGGUAGCCUGUCGUCAACUAGGGUAUAAUGAUGUUGUUCGAACUCUUCAGAGAAAAGAGGUUCCUGAUGGUUCAGGCCAAAUAUGGUUAUCUCACGUCUCUUGUACCGGCAAUGAGCAAAAUAUAACAAAUUGUUCUCACGGUGGUUGGGGAAGUCAUCGUUGUUCACAUAAUAAAGACGCGGGAGUUAAAUGUACAAAUACAAAUUUUACUGGUAUACCAGUGAGACUGAGAUUACAAGGACCAUUAAGUGCAAAUGGUACUGGUCGUGUUGAAGUAUUAUAUCAUGGACUAUGGGGAACAAUCUGUGAUGAUGGAUGGGAUACGAGAGACGCUAGGGUUGUGUGUCGUCAACUAGGUUAUAAAGACGUUGUACGAAUUGUUCAGAAAAGCGAGGUUCCUGAUGGUUCAGGCCAAAUAUGGUUAUCCCACGUCUCGUGCACGGGAAAUGAGCAAAAUAUAAAAAGUUGUUCUCAUCGUGGUUGGGGAAGUCAUCGAUGUUCUCAUCGUCAAGAUGUAGGAGUUGAAUGUACAAAUACAGAUUUUGCAAGUAUACCUGUGAGACUGAGGUUGCAAGGACCAUCAAGCGUGAAGGGUAUUGGUCGUCUUGAAGUAUUGUAUCGUGGACAUUGGGGAACAAUCUGUCGUUAUGGCUGGGAUAUGAGAGACGGUAGAGUUGCAUGUCGUGAACUGGGGUAUAAAGAUAUUGUUCGAACUCUUCAGGGAAGAGAUGUUCCUUUUGGGUCGGGUAAAAUAUGGUUAUCUGAGGUCCAUUGCACAGGAAAUGAGCCAAAUUUGACAAGCUGUUCUCAUGAUGGUUGGGAAAAUCAUUAUUGCACGCAUGAUGAAGACGUUGGUGUUGAAUGCACAAAUACACUGUCAGCUAUACCUAUAAAACUGAGGCUACAAGGUCCGUUAAGUACGCGUGGUACUGGUCGUGUUGAGAUAUUAUAUCAUGGCUAUUGGGGAACAAUCUGUGAUCGUGGAUGGGAUGUGAGGGACGCUAGGGUUUUUUGUCGUCAACUUGGUUUUCAAGAUGUUGAUAAAACUCUUCAGGGAGGCGAGUUUCCCUUUGGUUCAGGCCAAAUAUGGUUAUCCAACGUCUCUUGUACUGGAAAUGAGCAAAAUAUAUCAAGUUGUUCUCACGAUGGUUGGGGAACUCAUGACUGUUCGCCUUUUGACGACGCAGGAGUUGAAUGUACAUACACAGAUUUCAUUCCCGUGAGGUUGCAAGGACCAUCAAGUGCGAAUGGUUCUGGUCGUGUUGAAGUAUUCUAUGGUGGAGAAUGGGGGACAAUCUGUGAUGAUGGAUGGGAUAUGAGAGAUGCCAGGGUUGUGUGUCGUCAGCUUGGUUUUAAAGAUGUUCUGCGAACUCUUCAGGAAAACGAGGUUCCCGGUGGUUCAGGCAAAAUAUGGUUAUCUGAGAUCUCUUGUACCGGAAGUGAGCAAAAUAUAACAAGUUGUUCUCACGAUGGUUGGGGAAAUCAUCCAUGUUCGCAUAGUGAAGACGCAGGAGUUGAAUGUACAAAUACAGAUUUCAUUCCCGUGAGGUUACAGGGACCAUCAAGUGCGAAUGGUUCUGGUCGUGUUGAAGUAUUCUAUCGUGGAGAAUGGGGGACAAUCUGUGAUGAUGGAUGGGAUAUGAGAGAUGCCAGGGUUGUGUGUCGUCAACUUGGUUUUAAAGAUGUUCUGCGAACUCUUCAGGAAAACGAGGUUCCUGGUGGUUCAGGCAAAAUAUGGUUAUCUUGGAUCGCUUGUACCGGAAGUGAGCAAAAUAUAUCAAGUUGUUCUCAUGAUGGUUGGGGAAGUCAUCGAUGUUCGCAUCGCGAAGACGCAGGAGUUGAAUGCACAAAUACAGAUUUUACAGGUAUACAAGUGAGACUGCGGUUGCAAGGACCAUCAAGUGAAAAUGGUAUUGGUCGUGUUGAAGUAUUAUUUCAUGGGCUAUGGGGAACAAUCUGUGAUGAUGGAUGGGAUAUAAAAGAUGCUAAAGUUGUGUGUCGUCAACUUGGUUACGAAAAUGUUGUACGAAAUCUUCAGAAAAGUGAGGUUCCUUCUGGUUCAGGCCAAAUAUGGUUAUCCCACGUCUCGUGCACAGGAAAUGAACCGAAUAUAACAAGUUGUUCUCACGGUGGUUGGGGAACUAAUUUUUGCUCGCAUGAUAAAGACGUCGGUGUUGAAUGUAAAGAGAAUCAUGAAGGAUCAAAAUCGAACAGCGUUCAGUGGCCAAUAUUUAUGAUAAUACCAGCAGUCAUCAUCGCUGGGAUUAUCAUUGCCUGUAUUUCGUUAUUUUAUCGCAGUCGAUGGUUGAAAAGAAAUACUAUUGCACCAGAUUCCACAACUCAAAAUACAAUUAGAAAUCCAGUCCUCGUUGGGUCGAAUCGUGUGGGUCACGCACAAAACCUUUCCAGGUCAGGAGGAGCUGUAGAUAACGCGGGUUACUUCACAAAUGACAAUACUGGGAUGUGAUUAGUUAAGAUUUGCGCAGGUUAUUCAUUGGUAGUACACUUCACAAGAAAAUUGUAGAUUUCGAAAAAUAUAACUUUUAAAGUUUUAGAAUAGCAGUUACGCUGAUUCAAACAAAAAUUUGGAUGGCGAAAAACAAACCAUGACGAUUUUUAUUAUUAGUAUUAUUAAAAAUUUAUUUAAACACGGUAGCCCUUCAGCUAGAGCUGAUUUUGAAGGGGCCGUUUGUACUAUUAUAAUACAUUAGUUAAAUAAAAAAAAUUAAACUAAUAUCUAUAGAAAAUAUUUACAGUGUGACAUCAAUUGGUACAUAAGCUUGUGCAAUAAUUUGUUAGAGAGAUUCCAAAAUAAGUAGUCAACAUUUGCUUAUGAUUGUAAGUUAGCUCAUUUGGUAAAUUGUUCCAGGCACAGGCUCCUCGAACGUCAAACUUCCGUGAAUUGAACGUCUAACUUCCGUGACAUAGUAUCAUAGAAUCUUCAACUUUGCAUUUGGCGUUGUUCCGUUAAAA
Messenger RNA from Dendronephthya gigantea, 3512 nucleotides. Its product is annotated as deleted in malignant brain tumors 1 protein-like. Gene Ontology annotation, cellular component: membrane. The transcript is spliced from 10 exons. The record is from RefSeq and is a predicted model, not a curated record. Bases 355 to 3006 code for a protein of 883 amino acids. Lineage: Eukaryota; Metazoa; Cnidaria; Anthozoa; Malacalcyonacea; Nephtheidae.